GUGAGAUUUGUCGCUGUACUUUUUGUGCAGCAGCGGCUACAGUUGAAGUCAGUGUGUGAGAGAGAGUGUGUGUGUUCUGUCCUUAACUGAGGCGGUGAAGAGCUGCUGCAAUCAUGAGGUCGCUUUUACUCGGGGUCUUUGUCUGCUCCCUGCUCCUCUCUGUGCAGGCACUUUACUCCCCCAGUGAUGAUGUUGUUGAGCUCACUUCCUCCAACUUCAACAGGGAGGUUAUCCAGAGUGACAGCCUGUGGCUGGUGGAGUUUUAUGCUCCCUGGUGUGGUCACUGCAGGAAUCUGGCUCCAGACUGGAAGAAAGCAGCCACUGCCCUCAAGGGCAUUGUCAAGGUCGGAGCUGUGGACGCAGACCAGCACAAUUCACUGGGUGGACAGUACGGCGUCAGAGGAUUUCCCACCAUCAAGAUCUUUGGGGCCAAUAAGAACAAGCCAGAGGAGUACCAAGGUGGACGCAGCAGCCAGGCCAUUGUGGACGGAGCCAUGAAUGCUCUGCGUAACCUGGUGAAAGAACGGCUGAGCGGCAAAUCUGGUGGCUCUGGUGGUCAGCAGAGCAGUGGCGGCAGCAGCAAGGACGUGGUGGAGCUCACGGAUGACAACUUUGACAAGAUGGUGAUGGAGAGCGACGACAUCUGGCUGGUGGAGUUUUUCGCCCCCUGGUGUGGACACUGCAAGAAGCUGGAGCCAGAGUGGGCGGCUGCAGCCACAGCAGUGAAGGAGCAGACCAAGGGCAGAGUUCGCCUGGGAGCUGUGGAUGCAACCGUCCACCAGGCCGUGUCCAGCCGCUACGGGAUCCGUGGUUAUCCCAGCAUCAAGGUUUUCCGUAAAGGGGAGGAGCCAGAGGACUACCAGGGAGGCCGUACCCGCAACGAUAUCAUCGAGAGGGCGUUGGAUCUGUUCUCUGAUAACGCCCCUGCUCCUGAAGUACUGGAGAUCCUCAACGAAGACGUCUUAAAGAAGACCUGCGAGGACAGUCAGUUGUGUGUCAUUGCUGUCCUGCCUCAUAUCCUGGACACAGGAGCUGAAGGUAGAAAUGGUUAUCUGGAGGUGAUGGCAAAGUUGGCUGACAAGUACAAGAAGAAGAUGUGGGGGUGGCUCUGGACCGAGGCCGGAGCCCAGAUGGAGCUGGAGUCCGCCAUGGGCAUCGGUGGUUUUGGUUACCCAGCCAUGGCUGCCAUCAACUCCCGCAAGAUGAAGUUUGCCCUGCUGAGAGGUUCCUUCAGUGAAACAGGCAUCCAUGAGUUCCUGAGGGAGCUCUCUGUUGGACGUGGAUCCACUGCCACACUGGGGGGCGGGGCCAUGCCGAAGAUCUACGCUGUUGAGCCCUGGGACGGCAAAGACGGGCAGCUUCCUGAGGAAGAGGAUUAUGACCUCAGUGACGUAGACCUGGACGACGACUACGACAAGGACGAGUUAUGAGUCCCAGCAGACUGGCCUGGCUGGAGUUGGUUUGGUCUGGUCCAGUCUGGUUUAGUUCUGCGUGACCCGCCUCCCUUCUCCUGUGGACGAAUGGGAAGCACGGUCGCCCAGUUACUGAAAUACUCCAGAAAAGACACAUGAGAGACACCUGCAGUUUCUCACAUCUGUAUGGGUCACAUGGGGACAGGAAGGACAAGGGAGGGGUCGGGGGUUUGAUUCCCUGGAGUGAACUGUGAGUCACGUACCUGCUGAAGAGAACAGAAGAGUCUGCAUAUUUACACAGCCACCACCAGCUGACAGGAGGACGGACGAACCCUGUGUCACCGACUGUUUUCCAGUCUUACCAAAUUUAAAACUUCUUCAGCCAUUUCAGAUCACUAUUUUUAGGAUUUUUUGUUUCUAGUCUUGUCUCUAAAUAAUUCUGUCUCUGAGGAUCAUGUCUCUCCAGGAUAAGGGCGGGGAUACUAUGGGACUUCUUGUGUAUAUUUUUCUUACACGACUUUUAUUUCAAUUGUGUGAAAACAAAAUUGACAUUUGUUACAAAAAUAAAAAGGAAUAAAAACAAAA
Messenger RNA from Cynoglossus semilaevis (tongue sole), 1997 nucleotides. RefSeq names its product protein disulfide isomerase family A, member 6 (gene pdia6). Bases 114 to 1430 code for a protein of 438 amino acids. Gene Ontology annotation, molecular function: protein disulfide isomerase activity; protein-disulfide reductase activity. The transcript has 13 exons. Gene Ontology annotation, biological process: response to endoplasmic reticulum stress. Gene Ontology annotation, cellular component: endoplasmic reticulum lumen. NCBI's taxonomy places the organism in Eukaryota, Metazoa, Chordata, Actinopteri, Pleuronectiformes, Cynoglossidae. The record is from RefSeq and is a predicted model, not a curated record.